Aplosporella prunicola CBS 121167 is the source of this 4865-nucleotide messenger RNA. RefSeq lists its product as uncharacterized. NCBI's taxonomy places the organism in Eukaryota, Fungi, Ascomycota, Dothideomycetes, Botryosphaeriales, Aplosporellaceae. Gene Ontology annotation, biological process: phosphorelay signal transduction system; regulation of DNA-templated transcription; detection of visible light. Bases 131 to 4624 code for a protein of 1497 amino acids. The transcript has 3 exons. Gene Ontology annotation, molecular function: protein binding; phosphorelay sensor kinase activity. The record is from RefSeq and is a predicted model, not a curated record.
CCAUCCGAGAGGUGGCAAACGUCACUGGUGCCCAGAGAGUCGACUCUCCACUGGCCUCAGCUCUUAACCAUACAAGGGCGCUGAGCUUGGAAUGCUGGCGCUUGCCACGAAUUUCCUACGUUAGCCUUUCAUGCCUCAGCAUUCGGACAAUGAGGCCGACGCUGCACUGAAAUCUUCCCACGAAACCUCCACCUCACGGCCAGAUGGCCAAUCGGCGCAGGAGCGACUGCGGUCCAAAGGAACCUACCGCAUCGACACCACUCGAAGAACAGCCUCUAGGCAACACGUCAAUACACUGUUCUCUCCAAACUCAGAAGGAAGCUCUUUGAGCCCGAACGCCGAAGAUCGAGUCUUUCCGAUCCGCAGUGUCGUGUCCGUUGAACCUACGCCUGGCCCUUCGAGUCGAGAUCGCCAGGACAGCUAUUUCCACGCACUAGAUUCUCGGCGCCAGUCCACAGCGAGCACUUCAACAAUAUCAUCUUCGUCGCGAAAGCCUUCAAGACCAAAGGACGGCGUCAUGCAGCCCCCCGGCCUGGAUGGAGGCGAUACUUCAGGAAGGAGAGGGGCAUCGGACGAAAAGUUCGACAAACGGCUGCCGCAACAGAUCUUCAGCGACAUAGUCUCCAGUAACUCUGUUAGCGAAACUACAGGUUCUGUCCCUUCUACCGGCAUGCAUGGUAGUGAUCGGCCAUCAUCUCCAGCGGCUUCUAGCAUGAAGAGCGCAGCCAGCACCAAUCUGUCAGAAACACCCCUGGUCACAGCCCGUUUCAAACAUAUCGUAUCGGAAGGCGGUCAUGCCAUUGUCACUGGCCGCGAUGGCGACACGUUACAACGAUGUGAAGAUGAACCGAUUCACAUACCUGGUGCCGUGCAAGGGUUUGGUGUGUUAAUUGCCAUGGAGGAAGAGUCGGACGGCAAGUUAAUCAUCCGCAUCGUCAGCGAAAACUCAACGAAACUUCUCGGCUACUCCCCAAAACAUCUCUUCGCCCUCGAGAACUUUUGCGACAUUUUGUCUGAUGAGCAGGCGGACAACCUGUUAGACCAUAUCGAUUUCAUCAGAGAUGAUGAUGCCGACGUGGCUGUCAACGGACCGGAAGUCUUCACCAUGUCGAUACGUGGGCCUGACAAGAAAUCACGGAAGUAUUGGUGUGCUUUGCAUAUCAACGAAAACCACCCCAACCUUGUUAUCUGCGAAUUCGAAUUGGAAGACGAUCCGAUCUACCCAUUAAUCCCGCCGUCUAGCCAGGGUAUGGAUGUUCCCGAAGAUACGCUGCAAAACAAUCCGAGCCCCGAGGAAUACGCCGAGAGCACCCAAAAUGUCAGCCGGCCACUGCGCAUCCUUCGCAGUGCUAGAAAGAGAAAGGGAGAAGCUGCAGCCAUGGAGGUCUUCAACAUCAUGUCACAAGUGCAGGAGCAAUUGGCGGCUGCGCCAAACCUUGAGAAGUUCCUCAAAGUCUUGGUAGGAGUAGUCAAAGAGUUGACGGGGUUUCAUCGCGUCAUGAUUUACCAAUUCGAUACUGCUUGGAACGGCCGUGUAGUGACCGAGCUUGUCGAUCCUAGGGCAACAAAGGACCUUUACAAAGGUCUCAACUUUCCAGCAUCCGACAUUCCCAAACAAGCACGAGACCUGUACAAGCUUAACAGGGUCCGUAUGCUGUACGAUCGAGACCAGAAGACAGCGCGGUUAGUCUGUCGCACGGUUGAAGAUUUGGAGACGCCGCUCGACAUGAGCUACGCGUAUCUGCGUGCCAUGUCGCCUAUCCACCUCAAAUAUCUGGGGAAUAUGGCCGUAAGAUCCUCAAUGUCCAUCUCCAUCAACGCUUUCGACGAGCUGUGGGGCCUAAUCGCUUGUCAUUCGUACGGGCCGCAGGGAAUGCGUGUCUCCUUUCCGAUACGUAAAAUGUGUCGCCUGGUCGGUGAUUCAGCGUCUAGGAAUAUUGAGCGACUUUCAUAUGCCUCGAGGCUUCAUGCCAGGAAGCUCAUCAACACUGCGCCUACGCAACAGAAUCCUUCGGGAUACAUCAUUGCUUCGUCGGAUGACCUGUUGAAGCUAUUUGAUGCUGACUUUGGUCUGUUGUCGAUACAGGACGAGACGAAGAUACUUGGCAAUAUGGAGAGGUCUCAGGAGGCUCUGGCCUUGCUGGAAUACCUCCGCAUGCGCAAGCUCACAUCUGUAACAACCGCUCAGGAUAUCAACAACGACUUUCCCGAUCUGCGCUAUCCGCCAGGGUUCCAAUACAUUGCCGGUGUGCUUGUUGUUCCUCUUACGGUGUCUGGAAAUGAUUUCAUUGCGUUUUUCCGCAAGGGCCAGUUGAAGGAGGUCAAAUGGGCCGGCAAUCCAUACGAAAAAUUCGUCAAGGAGGGCACUGAAGGUUACUUGGAGCCGAGGAAGAGCUUCAAGACUUGGAGUGAGACGGUAGUAGGCAAAUCCCGUGAGUGGACGGAAGAGGAGGUUGAGACUGCGGCUGUUUUAUGCUUGGUCUACGGCAAAUUCAUCGAGGUCUGGCGGCAGAAGGAAGCUGCUCUGCAGAGCAGUCAGUUAACGAGGCUACUUUUGGCGAACUCGGCGCAUGAGGUUCGCACGCCUCUGAAUGCGAUCAUCAACUAUCUAGAAAUUGCUCUCGAAGGCAGCCUGGAUCAGGAGACUCGGGAGAACCUCGCCAAAUCCCACUCGGCUUCGAAGUCCCUAGUCUACGUCAUAAACGAUCUCUUAGACUUGACGAAGACCGAGGAGGGUGGGCCCCUAAUUAAGGGCGAAGUCUUUGACCUCAAAGAUACUUUCAAAGAAGCGACCGACAUGUUCGCUGGCGACGCUAAGCGAAAAAACAUAUCGUACGAUGUUGUCGAGCACCCGGGCGUACCCCAGAAGGUUGUGGGUGAUCAGCGCAGGGUUCGCCAGGCCAUUUCGAACGUCACCGCCAAUGCCAUCCAGAACACGACCGAGGGCGGUGUCAGCGUUGAGAUCUACGUCGCUUACGUCGAGGGGAGCCGUGUCAAUGUCGAAGUUGCCGUCAGCGAUAGCGGCGUUGGCAUGAACACGAAGAAACUUGACGCCCUUUUCCGGGACCUCGAGCAAGUGCAAAUGGAGACCACGGAGAUGCUCGAGGAGCAACUCGCGCCGAACGCAAAGCGUAUCGAAGACAAGGGAGAUAAAAAACGCACGUUGGGUCUUGGCCUUGCAGUGGUCUCGCGCAUCAUCCGCAACAUGAAUGGUCAGAUGCGAUUGAAGUCAGAAGAGGGCAAGGGUUCGCGCUUUGUCAUUCAGCUGCCUUUCAAUCUUCCAGACGACGGCUCAAGUCAAGAUGUUAUUGAUGCAUCCUCUUCCAAUAAGUCUCCAGGACAGGCAGAGGCUCAUCCCGAGGGCGAGGUCACUUUGGUCGGGGACGCCUCUAGAGAACACAUUAGCGCCCCAUCCCCAAGGAGAAGGAGCAGUACAAGCAUGAAGAGCAGAGAUAGCUUGAAGAGUCUGGGAAGCGGCUCUACGCACAGUGGGAAGAGCGAUGUUGACAGACUGAUUGAAGCUAUCCAGGAGCCACACGUAACCGACCGUAAGAUCGCACAAUCAAAGGAGCGCAGCCUGAGUGCUCCAUCCGGAAGACCGAUGAUAGAAAAGCGAGCAUCGUCCCAACCCGGCACUACAUCGGAGUCACCCGGUGGCUCGCAAGUUGCCCAGAGCGCAGACCUCAACUUAGAUGCGAUUCCGGAGUCGAAACGUUCUAUAUCCGUUCACCACGGCAAGGCGGAGAUUCCAGGGUCUGGAUAUCCCGUUAAGCCACUCAAAGUCCCGGAAGACGCAGGCCAACCUCCGGAAGAUAAAGAGAGCAUCAAAUCUGGUAUAAUUGGUGAAGUCAAAGACACGCCAGUCAUCGAGGAACCUCCGACUGCGGACCACAUGCGAGUCCUUGUCGCUGAAGAUGAUCCUGUCAAUAGCAAGAUCAUAAAAAAGCGACUGGAGAAGUUGGGCCAUGAGGUCCAAUUAACGGUCAAUGGAGAGGAAUGCGCAAGCAUCUAUGGCGAAGAUUCCGGGUACUUCGAUGUUGUCUUGAUGGACAUGCAGAUGCCGAUUGUUGAUGGUCUCACGUCCACGAAGAUGAUUCGCUCCUUUGAGAAGUCGCAUCCAACACACGUACAGUCCACCCGCGCCUCUUUGAAUGGCCGUAUCCCUAUCUUCGCCGUUUCCGCGUCUCUGGAAGAAAAGCAGCGACAGACUUAUAUUGAUGCUGGCUUCGACGGCUGGAUCCUCAAACCGAUCUCAUUUCCCCGCCUUAAAGAACUCCUGGCUGGCAUCGUGGACCACAAGAUACGCGUGGAGGCGUUGUACACCCCUGGUGAAUGGGAGAGGGGCGGUUGGUUUCACGAAGGGCAGCCGGAUGUCUUCGCCGCCAAUACACAGCCAACGGAACGCAUACCAUUUAGUGAUCCCUCAGAGGAUGCGAAGAUCGCCGCCGUGUCCGAAGAUCCCGACGCCGGCAAUGCCAACGGCAGCCUUCAGACCGAAGAGCAAGAACGCCUUCGGAGAAGUCAGGAAGAAGACUCUGAGCCUUCUGAAAAACCAACAAGCAAAUCGGCCCCGGAGCUGACUGGUGUUGACACUAAGCAAUUCGAGCCUGAGUGCGAAGAGUAAGCCUGCACCUGUCGCGGCAGGUGCUUCGAUGCCAUGGCUUUAAAUGAAAACACACAUUUCAUUGUUCUGUCAAGCGUUUACGUGGGAGUGUUUCUUUCAUCUUCAACAAAUACUGGAGGUAUGCAGGGGGCAUCCGGCGUCAGGCGCGCAUUAGUGCUCUUUCGGUUUCAAGUGUGCAUUAUAGAUCGGUUAUUUGUAGACGCACCGUACAGCGGCGGGCAUCGCCCUUACUGUGGCCCUU